Molecule: messenger RNA, 594 nt
Organism: Nicotiana attenuata
Lineage: Eukaryota; Viridiplantae; Streptophyta; Magnoliopsida; Solanales; Solanaceae
Exons: 1
Coding region: 1-594 (197 amino acids)
Source: RefSeq, a predicted model, not a curated record
AUGAAAGAGAUGCCUUCUUCCCACUGCUCAACCGGAGAACUUCCCCAAAAAUAUCCUCCCAAUGUCGACUCCGAACAACCCAAACCCUCCAUCGAACAACCACCUUCUGACCUUUUCCACCAUCCCUAUACCACCCAACUCCAUGCCGGAGUCAUGGAUGGAGAUGGCCCUGCAAGGCCACUCUCAAACCCUACACAUGAUGGUGGGUCCAGUACCCAUCUCCAUCACAAUUCAACACCCCCGUUAUUUGGAACGACUAGCAACCCACCUACUACAUCAAGGUUUGUCCAACUUUGGACACUAGCUAUGGCAAUCCACACUUCUCCAAGCCCAGUACAUGAGUUCUUAACAACUCCUCUCGGUAGAGGAGCUCAACUCCCUCAUGGGCCAGCUAUGCCAAACAAUGCUUUUCUUCCCUCUGAUGGAUCUGAGCAAUCCCCUCCCAUCACCAGCCUUCACAUUGUGGCCCCAAGUGAACCAACCCACUCCCACAACAGUGAACCCACAAAAUAUCCCUCUAGGAAACAAGAAUGCAGCUAUGGACCUGUUAAUAAAGGAGAAGAACCAAACCCUGGGCUAUCUAAGAGAAUCUAA